AUGUUAACGAACAAUACCAAUCUUGCUGGUAGAAGUAACGAUACCUUUGAAUACAUGGAAUUCCGUGUUUUUAAGAUAGCACUGUACGUUGCAAUCUUCACAUUUAGUUGUGUCGGGAACAGUUUAGUGGCCAUUGUGAUCAUUGGGGCCAGAGGAAUGAGAACAACUCCAAACCUUUUGAUCCUGAAUUUGGCUUUAUGUGACCUCUUGACACCCGCUUUAAGCAUUCCGUUUGAUUUAGCUUUGGAAGAGCUUAACCAAGAGUGGCCGUUUGGUAGGGUGAUGUGCAAACUUUUGUGGCCAUUUCAGACGGCCCCUUCCACAUCAUCGUCUUUAACUUUAGCAGUUAUUAGUUUGGACAGAUUUAAAGCGCUUGCAAAGCCAUUGAGCGAACGCCCAUCAUCUAUCCGAGUUGUGAAGACUGUUGUGGCAAUUCAUGUUUUCUCCAUCCUUUUAUGCACCCCUUAUUUUAUUGCUUUGCAAUACAACAGCUCUCCAAGGUCCUGCGCUGAAACUUGGACAAAACCGGGCUAUAGACAAGCUUAUACCAUUGUGCUGUUUCUGUUUCAAUUUGCUCUUCCUCUGGCAACUAUGUCUGCAUCGUACCUGCUUAUUUAUCGAAGCUUACGUUCGAACACGACAAGGCUUUUUUCCGAGAGCACCAAAAACCACAGACACGAACGUCGCAUCAUCAACAAAAACUCGACUUCAAGCAAGGAAGAAAGCGAAUUUAAACGAAGGGAACAGAACAUUCGCUUAGCAAAAAUGUUCGUUAUCGUUGUAGUGGUAUUUGCAAUAGGUAUGUCUCCCAAUCAAUUUUUUUGGCUUUGGGUAGACUUUGGACGUGGCGCAAAGCACAGAUUGUUUCAUUACAUUUCUGUAGUAAGCCGUCUGUUCACCUACGCCAACAGUGUGUUGAAUCCGUUCAUCUAUGCUUUGAAAAGCAAAGAAUUUAGGUCUGGAUUUGCAAGGAUUGGACGUGCAGGUAUGAAGCCCUUGAGAAAGAUAAGCACUGAUACAAGGAAAUUUGUUCUCAAAAAGGUCAGCAGAAGUGCGAGUCAGGGCCUCGUCCCAGAAACAGCCGAAGUCCAUCCAUUAACAUUCAUUCAAAAUGGCGACGCCGGCAGAGAUGUUGCUACUGAUUCGAGAGGAGCCAAGGUGUCGAAUAACGACUCCGUGGAAAACAUAUGUGCUUCACACAAAGUAUUAUUCCUUGAGACUCUCUCAAAACCUGGAGCACACAAUUUUUUCAAAGAGCUUCGCGAAAGCUCAUGUUGA
Pocillopora verrucosa is the source of this 1278-nucleotide messenger RNA. Its product is annotated as galanin receptor type 1-like. The record is from RefSeq and is a predicted model, not a curated record. Lineage: Eukaryota; Metazoa; Cnidaria; Anthozoa; Scleractinia; Pocilloporidae. Gene Ontology annotation, molecular function: G protein-coupled receptor activity. Gene Ontology annotation, cellular component: plasma membrane. Gene Ontology annotation, biological process: G protein-coupled receptor signaling pathway.